This is a messenger RNA of Cantharellus anzutake, 2358 nucleotides long. RefSeq lists its product as uncharacterized. Lineage: Eukaryota; Fungi; Basidiomycota; Agaricomycetes; Cantharellales; Hydnaceae. Bases 1 to 2358 code for a protein of 785 amino acids. The transcript has 9 exons. The record is from RefSeq and is a predicted model, not a curated record.
AUGAGUGGGCCAGUGUCAUCAGUUCUGCCCCAGCAAUCGCUUCAAUCGCUUCCACCUUCACGGGCAUUGCAUCCUCAGGCACCUCCCAUUAACUUUCCUUCUCUUGCUGCCCCUCCUCCUCUCCCAGUUUUUUCAGGAGUCCAUGCUCAAACUUCUGGCUCAGCAGCAUGUGUGUCUGGUUCGGAUCUACACACGAACUUCGUUGGCACCCAAUCAUCUAUUCCACCCCUGCCAGUUGCUUCUGUCGCACCAGUUCCUGCUGCAUUCCGUGGCAUCCCUUCAGGAGGAUUUUCCACCACAAAUCUUCGUCAGGCAGGGAGGGUCAUGAACACAUUCAAUAUUCCUUCGCAUCGAUUAUCUGAAUACCAUCUCACUGCAACUGACACUCUGGAGCAUAUAUUUUAUGAGGUAGAAGGGUUCAAGGCAGUGAGUGCCUUUUCGAAGAAACAGGAUGGAAUUCAUGUGCUGCGACUUGCCCCAUAUCUCGACCAUCUUGGAGGACCUCUUCCAGAUGAGAUCCAGACUAUCUUGAAUGAUGGUUUAUCCACACCGAUCCAGAUUCAUUUUUGCAGUGGGGUUCGCCUCUACCGAGGGCUUGGAACCGAUCGGCCCAAUUUGUUACACAGGCUCGGAGGCAAUGAUACAGCCAUGUCUGAUGUGACACUCUGCAACAUAUGUCGUAUUCAGGCUGCUUCUCAGGCCCACCUUAUCCAUAUCCACACCAACGAGCAGAAUGACAAGGCAAGUUUGAUGCCAACAGCAGAUGAGACAAGUUCAGUCAGUACAGUGGAUAAUGAGAUCAAUGAGGGCCUUGAGAGUGAGGUUAUUGCUGUUGGGGAUGCUUCGGAGGUGCAAACACAUAGGGAUUUGUCUGAUCUUUCGGAUGGUAUGGCCUCUACUUUUAAUGGAUUAUUAAUUAAUCAUUCUUCGAAUCCAGAUUCUUCACUAUUCUACCCUAGUGUCUCAGCAAUAUCGGAAUUUGCUGACUGCAUUAGGGGACCUGCACCUGAUGACUCAUCAGACUCACACCCAUUCUUAAUCUCUGUUGCAACACAGGAAGAUCUUGUGGAAAAACUCAAGGCAGAGAUCAUCUCCUGCUACAAUGAUGAUACCUCUCGCAUUGCACUUGACAAAUUUGCCAGAGGAUUGUCAUUUUGGAUUCAAUUGCUCUUCUCACAAGCUCCUGAGGGCGAGCAACUUUGUAUCUCAUAUGAUGAUCGUCUGAUCUUCUUUCCUCGAGUCUACUUUGAUGGUAUUCCUUCCACUCAGCAACAUAAGGAACUUGCAUUUGUUCAGGGUGUCAUCAUAGCCCUGUCAAUUGUACACCUUUCUCGCCUUCCUCACCAACUCUGCUGUUUAUCUGUCCUAUAUCAUCUUGGUUAUGGGAAGUCUGGGCUCCUUACCGAGAGCAUUCUGGCCAAGCAUCACCCCAAACUUGCAGCUGCACUUAAUGAGUUCAAAGCCAGUGGCUCAUUCACUGCUAUUGAGCAAAUUGCAGUUCCCUAUUUGGAUAUUGAUGCAGCAGGAGCAGCACCUAUGAUUGCAAGUGAUGAGGCUCGGGCUGUCUUCUCACACAAAUUGCUCCUUGCCUGUGUUCGGGGUCCAAUUGCUAUGGAGGCUAAUGAUGAAGAGGUAGCUUUCAGUGCUGGGCUGAAUCUCCACUGUUCAAAUGGCUUUAGUUUUGGAAAACUUUGCAAGGCUUAUGCUGAUGGGUGGGAGGGCCUCCUUGAAAGCCUAGAUGCAUUGGGCAUUCAGUCAUUUGAUGAUCUGGCCCCCACCCUUAGUUUUGUGGAACCUCAAACAGCUGUCAGGCUUCUUCGCCAACAUUCUGAAUUCCAAAGCUUCAGCUCUUUGAUUGAAGGCUUUCUACGAAGAACUGGUUGGCCACUUGGUGAUUCUGGAAAUGACCCCCUUGGACUUGCCAAUCGUUUGUUCAGACUUGGCUAUGAUGAUCUACAAUCCCAUCUUAAUAGCCCUGGGUUCAGGUCACAGCUUCUCUAUCGCUGUGCUACUUCUUCUGAUUCCCUUCUUGGUGGCCAGCAAAUAAGAAGUCCUACCCUGUCUCUGUCUGCUCCGAUACCCACCUUUGGACGUGACUCCUCUCCUCCCACUCCUCGCUACACCUCCCAUUAUCCCUCUCCUACCCUACCUACGUCCGCUCCAAUACUCACCUUUGGACCUGACACCAUUCCUCCUCCACUCCACUCCCCACUCCUCUCAUCACUCUCCUCCCUCCUCCCCUCUUCUGCCAAACCUCCGCCAAUGUAUGACCUUCUGCUGCCAUCCUGUACCUUGUACUCGGACACUGCCUGUACCUUUGCUCCGAGAUCCCAUCUUAGUCCCGACCUCGGACUUUGA